Messenger RNA from Emys orbicularis (European pond turtle), 1563 nucleotides. Its product is annotated as solute carrier family 2, facilitated glucose transporter member 5-like. Lineage: Eukaryota; Metazoa; Chordata; Testudines; Emydidae. The record is from RefSeq and is a predicted model, not a curated record. Gene Ontology annotation, molecular function: hexose transmembrane transporter activity. Gene Ontology annotation, cellular component: plasma membrane. The transcript has 12 exons. Gene Ontology annotation, biological process: monosaccharide transmembrane transport. Bases 1 to 1563 code for a protein of 520 amino acids.
AUGAAGCUGACAAAGGAGAAGCAGGAGAGCUCUGAGGCCUGCAGAGGCAGGAAGGGGAAAAUGACACUUCUGCUCGCAGGUGUAACGCUGGUGUCUGCCUUUGGAUCGUCUUUCCAGUACGGUUACAAUGUCUCCGUGAUCUCCUCUCCAGCUGUGUUCAUGAAAGAGUUUUACAAUCAAACCUACUUUGACAGGAAGGGCAUCCUGAUGGAGAGCAGCUUCCAAAAACUGCUCUGGUCUCUCACGGUGUCUAUGUUCCCACUCGGAGGUUUCUUUGGGUCCCUUAUGGUGGGCCCUCUGGUGAACAAAUGUGGCAGAAAGGGCACUUUGCUGAUAAAUAACAUCUUCUCCAUUGUCCCCGCCAUCCUCAUGGGAACUUCCAAGGUGGCAAAGACCUUUGAGGUGAUCAUCCUCUCGCGAAUCUUCGUGGGAAUAUGCGCUGGCCUGUCCUCCAAUGUCGUUCCCAUGUACCUGGGAGAGUUGUCCCCCAAAAACCUGAGAGGUGCAGUUGGGGUGGUGCCCCAGCUCUUCAUCACCAUUGGCAUCCUUAUAGCUCAGAUCCUGGGUCUUACUAACAUCCUUGGAAACCUUGAAGGCUGGCCAGUGUUACUAGGGCUAACUGGGAUCCCUGCAGUGGUGGAACUCCUCCUGUUGCCCUUCUUUCCUGAGAGUCCCAGGUACCUACUGAUACAGAAGGGCAAUGAAGAACAAGCCAGGCAAGCUCUGAAGAGGCUGAGAGGCUGGGACAAUGUGGAUGACGAGAUCGAAGAGAUGCGUCGGGAAGACCAGUCAGAAAAGUUGGAAGGUCGUCUGUCUGUGUUCAACCUCUGCACCUUCCAGGCCCUGCGGUGGCAGCUCAUCUCCAUCAUUGUCAUGAUGAUGGGCCAGCAGCUUUCUGGAGUUAACGCGAUCUUCUACUAUACAGCUGAAAUCUUCAAGACUGCACGUGUGAAUGAAAACAACGUGCAGUAUGUCACAGUGGGGAUAGGUGCAGUCAAUGUGUUCAUGACUUGCGUAGCGGUUUUCAUCAUUGAGUCCCUGGGGAGGAGACUUCUGCUUCUCGCUGGCUUUGGGAUCUGCUGUGUAUCCUGUGCUGUGUUAACGAUGGCCCUCAACCUCCAGGCCACUGUCCCCUGGAUGCAGUACCUCAGCAUAGCCUGCGUCAUCGCCUAUAUCAUUGGACACGCUAUCGGAGCUAGUCCAAUCCCCUUUGUGAUGAUAACUGAAAUGUUCCUUCAGUCGUCUCGGCCUGCGGCCUUCAUGGUGGGUGGAGCUGUGCAUUGGCUCAGCAACUUCACGGUGGGGCUCGUCUUCCUUUAUAUGGUGGGAGGGCUUAGAGCCUAUUGCUUCCUCGUCUUCUGUGCCAUCUGCCUGGUCACCUUCAUUUACAUCUUCAUCAUUGUCCCCGAAACCAAAGGCAAAACCUUCAUGGAGAUCAAUCAGAGCAUGGCCAAGAGGAACAAGGUAGAAAUCCAGAUGGACAAAGAAAAGCUGAAUGAUUUCCAGCCUGCCUCGGAGACACCGAAGAAGAAGGAAGAAGCACACUCAGCCAGUGUGCUCUGA